AUGACCACCCCACACGUUAAAAUCGUCUAUGGCAGUGCCGGAAUCACUCACAUUGACAAGGCAGACAUGAACUCUGUGGUUGAUAUUUUGAAGAAAAAUAACGUGGACGAGAUCGAUACCGCGAGAAUCUAUCCCGGUAGUGAGAAGGCCCUCGGUGACCAUGGGUUUUCUAAACACUUCAUCGUUGAUACCAAGGCAAGGGGGUUUGCGCCCAAUGCCUUGACUUCGGAGGGAAUCAAAGCUGCCAUUGAUGAAUCAUUGAGUGAUCUCCAAGUCGAUUCUGUCGAGACUUAUUUCUUACAUAGUCCUGAUCCAGCCACCCCAAUUGAAGAAACCUUGGCCGCGAUCAAUGAGCUUUACAACCAGAAAAAGUUCAAGAGAUUCGGGGUGUCCAACUUCUCGCCAUCUCAGGUGGAGCAAAUCUAUGAUUUAUGUCAUAAACACGGAUACGUCCUUCCUAGUGUGUACCAAGGUAAUUACAACGCAGUGUCUCGGGCCAUCGAAAGCGAUCUUUUCCCAAUAUUGAGAAAAUUGAAUAUUUCCUUCUACGCUUACUCACCAAUUGCCGGGGGAUUUUUAGCACGUACCAAACAAGACUUGACUUCGGGAACUCCAAACCGGUUCAAUCAAAAAGAUAUGGUCGGGACCAUUUAUAACAGUCUUUACAAUAAACCUGAGUUGGUCAAGGGGCUUGAAACUUGGGGGUCCCUUGCUGAAAAAGCCGGCACCACCAGAGCAGGACUUGCUUAUCGAUGGAUCAUCUAUCAUUCGGAACUUUCUAAGCAGAAUGGUGACGCGGUGAUUAUCGGUGUUCGUAGUGUUGCGCAAUUGGAGCAAAUCUUUGAGUUUGUCAACGAAGGGCCUAUCAAGGAUGAAUCCAUAGUGUCUGAAAUUGAUAAGCUUUGGGAUAAUGUCAAAGAUGAGGCACCAGUCAAUAACUAUUCCUUUGUUGAAAAGCAAAUUUCUGGAUGA
This is a messenger RNA of Saccharomycopsis crataegensis, 972 nucleotides long. RefSeq names its product aldo/keto reductase family protein. Bases 1 to 972 code for a protein of 323 amino acids. Lineage: Eukaryota; Fungi; Ascomycota; Saccharomycetes; Ascoideales; Saccharomycopsidaceae. The record is from RefSeq and is a predicted model, not a curated record. The transcript has a single exon.